CCGUGGUCUUGGCUGAUUGUGCACGCGUUGGGAUCUGCCCGGUCCUCCGGCUUCCUCCAACCCAACAUUGGCGGAAUUGAAAUGGAAAAUCCUAUAAGCCAGGUCCUGUGAACAAUUGUGCCGCUGAACUGCCAUUAUUUAGGGGGCUUUGCCAUUGUCAACUGUGCAAAUGCCUCGGGGGGGCCAGUAUGUUCCUGCUCAUCUGGGCCUCAGUUGUCAUCCUAAAUGUUCUCUGGUCUGGUGCGGAGUGAAUGGGCUUGUUGGCUGUGGUGGGGGCAGGGCUGGACUGGGAAGAAAAAUUGUCCCUGGAUAUCUUGAGGGAAUCUUGAGCAUACGGCUGAAGCUCUGUGCUUAGAGGUCAGACCCCUGCACAAGGCCAUCAGACUAGCCCACAAGAAGGCUCUUAGCUUGGAAAGUAAUCUACUUUUUCCAGAGCGUCGUAUCAUAGUAGAGCAUAUGCUUAGGUCCAGCCACCAAUCUUCCCCAUGCCGAAGGACUAGCCCACCUGCUCAGACUCCCCAUGACAGAACCAGCACGCUCUCUAGGAGAACCAGACUAGAACCUCUUGAGUCAAAUAUUAUAAGAGGCUCACAGAUCUCUCCAGAGGAUUGGCCUUUCAACCGUAGAGCUCAUCUGAUGUUUCUGAGCAGCUCUGAAGAUGAACACGAGGUUGGAGAGCAGACUGGCGCAGCAACAGCAGAGCUCAGCGUGGCUUCAUCCCUACUUACGCCCACUCCCACCAGGGAACGCAGGCUGAGUAAGAGAGAGAGAAGACGACUGAAGAGCCUGAGGAGAAGACAGAAGAGAAGAGAACGAAGCAGACAGAGUCAGCUGCAUGAGAAUGAGCAGAGCUCUACAGGGGACCCAUCUAGCUGCAGUGAGGAUGAGGAGCUCCCAGGCCGGGAUCGUGAAGGCUACAACUGUGCUGUAUGUCUAGACGUCUACUUCAGUCCAUACAAGUGCCACCCAUGCAGUCAUAUCUUCUGUGAACCUUGUCUGCGGAUGCUGGCCAAGAACUGCCACACCAACACACCAUGUCCAUUGUGCAGGACCACCAUUAAACAUGUUUUCUUCCAGAAAGAACUGAACCGCACAGCCCGUACGUUCUUCCCAAAGGAAUACCUGUCUCGGAAGCAGGCCUUCCAGAAAUCAAGCUGCGCAAAAUGGCCCCUUCCGAGCUGCCGUAAACUGCUUAGAAUAUUUGGAGGCAUUCAAAGACAGGCAAGUCCAACUGGCAGACGGCAGUUCCCUGCCGGGGGCUACAGGCUUGAUGCCUUCAACUUUGAGGAUGAUUCGCAUGGCUGGCGAUUUGACAUGGACAUGGUGAUCAUUUAUAUAUACUCUGCCAACUGGGUCAUUGGCUUCAUUAUCUUCUGCUUGUUCUGCUACUUCUUCUUCUCUUCCUUUUGAAAAGGACAUGUAUGAAGGCAGCAGUGUGUAAGAUCUUAUAGACAGACAAAUAUCACAAGCUAUGGACUGUGGUAUCCUAUUUAAGAAGCCAGUCAUCAAUCACAGGACGAAAUAUUUUCAUGAAGUUGAAACUGCCUCUAAAUUGAAGUGGAGUUUUGAGUUUGUGGAUUGAGUAAUAUGUUUGCUUUAACAGGAUUUUGGCAAACUUUGUCGAGUGUUGAAUUCACAGUGACCUUAAAUAGUAUUUGGGCUCAUGAGUUAGUCAAAACAGUGGAGUUUGGUCAAACUAUGGCAGCGAGACAGCGAAUAGUUGUCUUAAAUCAGAGGAGAUCUGGCCCUCCCGGCUGAGCCUGGUUUCUCCCGAGGUUUUUUUUUCUCCAUUAUUCAGCAUUGGAGUUUGGGUUCCUUGCCACAGCAGAGCAGUGCAGUGUUGGCUUGCUCACCGGGAGACUGCAUUUAUUUAUUUAUUUAUUCAUUUAUUUAUUAGAUAUUAUUUAUUAUAAUGAUCUUGCUUGGUCUAUAAACACCAUGCACUGUGCUGUGUUUUACCUUUCUGUGUUUUUCUUAUUUGCUCCUGUAAAGCUGCUUUGGAACAAUGCACAUUGUGAAAAGCGCUAUAUAAAUAAAAUUGAAUUGAAUUGAAUUAAAUCAAAGACGGCGCCGUCUGCGGAGCCAGUUAGUGUAUUUGCACAAUUUCAUUAGAGAACAUUUUGGUCCCCUGGCUACCAUGUCAGAAGAGAAAAUUCUACACAAAUUUAGCCUGCCACGGAAGCAAAUUCUGCAGCUCUUGCAUCUUGUUGGCCCAACUUUGUCGAGACAAACUCGACGGAGCUACCCCCUCAGCCCCGAAAAUCAGCUGCUGCAUGGCGGCUCUUCGUUUUUAUGCCGUGGGGAGUUUUAUGGAGGUGUUUGGGGAUGAAUAUGGGCUGAGAAAGACCUCGGU
Messenger RNA from Triplophysa rosa, 2353 nucleotides. RefSeq names its product ring finger protein 180a (gene rnf180a). Gene Ontology annotation, cellular component: endoplasmic reticulum membrane. Lineage: Eukaryota; Metazoa; Chordata; Actinopteri; Cypriniformes; Nemacheilidae. The record is from RefSeq and is a predicted model, not a curated record. Gene Ontology annotation, biological process: norepinephrine metabolic process; serotonin metabolic process; positive regulation of proteasomal ubiquitin-dependent protein catabolic process. The transcript is spliced from 5 exons. Bases 457 to 1410 code for a protein of 317 amino acids. Gene Ontology annotation, molecular function: ubiquitin conjugating enzyme binding; ubiquitin protein ligase activity; metal ion binding.